AAGUACUGUAACUAUAUUUUUAUCCUCCCGUCUGCGUCGGAAUCCCGAAACCGUAUAAGUGCAGGUUGCAGAGCUCAACCACGCUCCUCACUCGUUCCAUCACACCUUCGUUAUCUCCUCGACAUUCUACUACCACCUUCAAACUAGACAUUAAUAUUCGCAUCUCUACAGGAGGGACACCGCCGCUGCUAACGGGAACUGUCAUACACUCUAAUUACAUUAUCUUUCACACAACACGCUCAGGAAUUUCAAACCUUCUUGGGACAUAAAGGAUGCACACUCACCAUGCGACUUCUCAUACCCACCCGCCGCCUGUGCUUAGUGCUGUACGAAUAGUGAGCCUCCUAUCGUCUCUACUGGUCGCACUUGCAUCCGGGACCAAUUAUGUCUUCUCCGCAUACGGCCCACAACUUGGAGCACGCCUCCAUCUCUCACAUACGGAGCUGAACAUUAUCGGUCUCUCAGGAAACAUCGGCGUGUAUGGCACAGCCCCGCUAUGGGGUAAACUCGUGGACUCCAAAGGUCCUCGGAUCCUACUAGUAAUCGGCUUCGCUUCUCUUCUCUCUGGAUACCUCGGAAUCCGAUACUUCUUUGAUGCUGGCUUACCGGAAGGUAUGACCGACCUUACAAUUGCUGGGUUCUGCGCACUGGUGUUGUGCGGGUUCAUGACUGGCAUCGGUGGAAACGGUGGAUUGGCUAGUGCGAUGAAUGCGACCGCGAAGAGUUUCCCUGAUAGGGCGAGAGCGACUACUACUGGAAUUGUACUCUCAGGAUUUGGUCUAUCGGCGUUCCUGUUCUCCACCAUCGCACACGUAUUCUAUCCUGGCGACACUUCUGAGUUCCUUCUCCUUCUCGCUAUUGGUACAUCUUUGCCUAUGGUCUGGGGAUUCUUCUUCGUGCGACCUAUACCCUUGCCUCAUUCUGAAUUAAUACAUACCAUCGAGCAUGGGCAUGGUGAAACCUCCCCCAAUGUUCUUUCGCGAGAGAACAACAGCACUACGCAUCUAUUGAAACACGACAACGCUUCUGCCGACGACUUUGCUGUGGAAGACGAAGAAGAGGAAGAGGCCAUAUCGGCAUCUUUCGAGCUUUAUCCUGGGUCUGCGACGCAUCAAGCCGAAGCGUCGGAUUAUAUCGUUCCUCGGCCAGCUGAUUCGGUUGCUCUAAGUCAGACUAGAGGCUUGCACUCGCACAGCAGGCACCGGUCGAAAAGUUCGUUCAGUGUCUCUAGGGGAUCCAUAUCGAGACACAGAGGUCUGGGGAUUGGAGUGGGGGCAGAUGGUUCGCCAAACAUGAGAGGUUUUGCCUUGGCUGGGACGAGAAACUUCUGGUUGCUGUUCACUAUUACGUCACUAUUGAGUGGAACCGGCCUGAUGUACAUCAACAAUGUCGGUUCGAUAUCGCAAGCAUUGUAUGCAGAGAGUCAUGAUGAAUAUGACGAUGUCAAAUCCGCUCAGCUGCAAGCUCUUCAAGUAUCAACCAUCAGUAUCACGAACUGCAUUGGUCGGAUUAUGAUUGGCGUGAUCGCUGACAUCACCAAGAAUUACCUGAAACUCCCUCGCUCAUUCUGUAUAUCUCUCGUUGCAGCACUCUUCGUCGUCUCGCAAGCUGUUCUUUACAACGUCGAGCAUGUCAACAACCUUUGGAAGGCGAGUGCGCUACUGGGGUUAGCGUACGGUAGUCUGUUUGGACUGUUCCCCACAAUAACCAUUGAAUGGUUUGGACUACCUCAUUUCUCUGAGAACUGGGGAUUUGUUUCUCUUUCACCUAUGAUCGGAGGCAACGUCUUUUCCAUUGCCUUCGGGCAGAAUCUAGACGCACAUGCGCCCUCUGAGGCAUCUCCAGAAGAUAGUUCUACUUCCCUCCUAUCGUCCACGCUCUCGACCACUUCGUCCUUAUUCGCGCGAGGUGGACUACCGUCGGAACAUCAGUGCUUGCAAGGUCGGGUUUGUUACACGGAUAGUAUCAAGAUGACCAUAGUGGCUUGUUGUUUUGCUUUGGUACUGGCCGUGUAUGCUGGUUGGAGAGAUAGGCACUCUAGCAAAGGGAAAGGACAGAGCUUGAUUCCGGAUAGUGAGAGCGAGUCGGAGGUUCUAUGGGAGGAAGAAGAGGAGUAGACAUUCUAAGACAAGAGACUUUCGGAUAUUUAUGCAUAGAUGUACCAGUAGAUUUGUAGCGCAUAUGCGCAUAUGAUAUAUAUCCUAGACAACUUUAAACCUUUCAUUGGUGACACCGGUGAAUCUUUAACUU
This is a messenger RNA of Somion occarium, 2250 nucleotides long. The record is from the annotation of a GenBank genome assembly. NCBI's taxonomy places the organism in Eukaryota, Fungi, Basidiomycota, Agaricomycetes, Polyporales, Cerrenaceae.